CUAAGCAUUGAGUUCAUAAUGUGAGAUUCAGAUCGGUCUGUUCAGGUCCAGAGUCAAAUUCAUCACCUGCUUGCUUUCUUAUGUCUUUCCCAAGCACCCCGCAGGUGAUUUUGUCUCUCCUGGAUCUUUCCUAGAAGAAACAGGACACACACUGUGUAUAAUGCUGUUUGCUUCCCUUGUGUAUGCCUUUCACAAUGCAGCUAUUCUCCCCCUCUGCCCUUCAGCCUGUGAUUGGACUUUGAGUGUUCUGUGAAUAAUCUGUAACCUAUACAGCAGAGCAGAAUAGCUGGAAAUUCAUUCAGGUGUUACGGAUCUGGAUAGCUCAGCUGGAGGUGUGGGUGCAGGUGUGCUGCUGUCUGUGCCAUCCCAUAGACCAGCCCAUCACUGCACAAAGGCAUCUAUCCCAGCUUAACUGCCCCAGCAGAAGCAGCACUCCUUGGCUGUUCUCAGUCACAGGAGUUAAGCUGGUCGUAGGAAUUAUAAAAAGGAAUGCACCGUACAGUGAAUUUUCCACCUCUUGUGUAUGAAGCAUUUACCUCUCUGCAAUAUGUACUUUCCAGAGAGAGUGGUGAGGUGCUGGAACAGCUGCCCAGAGAGGCUGUGGAUGCCCCGUCCAUCCCUGGAGGUGUUCAAGGCCAGUCUUCCCAGUCCCACUGGCUGACAGCAGAGGAGAGGAACCAAGUUCUGCUGGAUCUCAAAGCUUCAGGCUGGUCUGAGUCAGGCGAAAGAGAUGCCAUCUACAAAGAGUUCAAUUUCAAAAAUUUCAAUCAGGGAACAAAGGACAAAACUGAAGCUACGGACCCGCCUUGUGCUUGGGAGAGUCAUCCUGCAGUGAAAACAAAGGACUUUGGGGCGUUUGGAUUUAUGACACGAGUUGCUCUACAGGCAGAGAAGAUGAAUCACCACCCAGAAUGGUUCAACGUCUACAACAAGGUAACGUGUCCACCAGCCUGAAUUACACACACAGACCAAAGCACUGGCCCAUCUUCUUGCACUGUCAUGUGCUAAUUGGUGGCAGAAGGCAAGAUGUGAGAUGUUGGGCUCUGCUGAUGCUGACUGUACUGGGGAUAUUGAUAUUAAAACCUAAAAAAGACCCGGAUUCAAGCAACGUGCUCCAAUGUUCUUUU
This is a messenger RNA of Meleagris gallopavo (turkey), 1127 nucleotides long. Lineage: Eukaryota; Metazoa; Chordata; Aves; Galliformes; Phasianidae. The record is from RefSeq and is a predicted model, not a curated record.